This is a messenger RNA of Phyllostomus discolor (pale spear-nosed bat), 1517 nucleotides long. RefSeq names its product synaptogyrin 2 (gene SYNGR2). Gene Ontology annotation, cellular component: synaptic vesicle membrane; neuromuscular junction. The record is from RefSeq and is a predicted model, not a curated record. The transcript is spliced from 4 exons. NCBI's taxonomy places the organism in Eukaryota, Metazoa, Chordata, Mammalia, Chiroptera, Phyllostomidae. The coding region runs from base 74 to 748 and encodes 224 amino acids.
GCCUGGACGACUGGCUAGUUCCUAGGCGGUCGGUGGUGGCGACGGCGACGGCGGCGGCGGAGGCGGCGGCGACAUGGAGAGCGGGGCCUACGGCGCGGCCAAGGCUGGCGGCUCCUUCGACCUGCGGCGCUUCCUGACGCAGCCGCAGGUGGUGGCGCGCGCUGUGUGCUUGGUCUUCGCUCUGAUCGUGUUCUCCUGCAUCUUCGGCGAGGGCUACAGCAACACGCACGACUCCGAGCAGAGGUACUGCGUGUUCAACCGCAACGAGGACGCCUGCCGCUACGGCAGCGCCAUCGGGGUGCUGGCCUUCCUGGCCUGCGCCUUCUUCUUCGUGGUGGACGCCUACUUCCCCCAGAUCAGCAACGUCACCGACCGCAAGUACCUGGUCGUCGGCGACCUGCUGUUCUCAGCUCUCUGGACCUUCCUGUGGUUUGUCGGUUUCUGCUUCCUUACCAACCAGUGGGUGGCCACCAAGUCGGAAGAUGUGCUGGUGGGAGCCGACUCGGCCCGCGCGGCCAUCGCCUUCAGCUUCUUCUCCAUCUUCUCCUGGGGCCUGCUGGCCUUUCUGGACUACCAGCGCUACAAGGCCGGGGUAGAUGACUUCCUGCAGAACUACGUGGACCCCACCCCGGACCCCAACACCCCCUACGCCUCCUACCCGGGCCCAUCUGUGGACAACUACCAGCAGCCGCCUUUCACCCAGAACGCGGAGACCACCGAGGGCUACCAGCCGCCCGUUGUGUACUGAGCUGCAGUGGGGGAUGGUAAGGGGCGCAGGGGGGCGCCUGGGGGCCACCCCUCCAUCCUGGACUCCGCCCCCCAGGCCAGCCUCCCGAAGCUGCCGGCCCGGCCCCCUGCCUGGUGUCCGUCCCUCCUCACACAGCCUGGCUUGAGGCACCCCUGCCCGAGGGCUGCAGCUGCCCCUCGGGGGUGUUUUUAGGAAAAGGGUUCCCAGCUAGUUUGUCGUUGCUUCUCCCGGUCCGCAGCCCCGCCUGACAGCUGGAAGUGCCUGACAAGCUGUUCUCACAAGUGCCUUUGUGUCUCCCAAGCCGAUCAGGAGCGGGGCCCAGGACCAGGCCACAGUGCCCUGAGGCUCGGGGUUCUCUGCCAAAGACGAGGCUGGGGGCCUCCCCUUGCUCUGUCCCUGGGGCGGGCGGGGCCUCCCUCUCUCCUCACUCAGGUCUGCCGCCCCCGCCCCGCCUGCCCCAGAGUGGGCGGCCUGCUCGCCCCUGCUCGCUCUCGGGCCUGGGGUCACCCACCGCCCCGUGCCAGCGCCGCCGGGCCUUCUUCCUGACAGCCCGCCCAGGGGACACGGGGCAGCACCCCCUGCCCGGUACCCCUCCCAUCACUCCCGCCCACCCCACAGCAGGGGGAGCCUCUGCCUGACAACACCCAGCUUUAUGUAAAUACUCUGCCACCGUGCCCGGGGCGGUGUGGGUGCGCCCACGGCCCCGCGGCCCCCCUCAGAUUCUGUCAUGGACUACUUGGGGUGGAAUAAAUGGUUUUCUCAUUCAUAA